This is a messenger RNA of Sphaeramia orbicularis (orbiculate cardinalfish), 4471 nucleotides long. It is a transcript of the gene galnt13, whose product is annotated as polypeptide N-acetylgalactosaminyltransferase 13. Bases 568 to 2238 code for a protein of 556 amino acids. Gene Ontology annotation, molecular function: polypeptide N-acetylgalactosaminyltransferase activity. The transcript has 12 exons. Gene Ontology annotation, biological process: protein O-linked glycosylation. Gene Ontology annotation, cellular component: Golgi apparatus. Lineage: Eukaryota; Metazoa; Chordata; Actinopteri; Kurtiformes; Apogonidae. The record is from RefSeq and is a predicted model, not a curated record.
GGUCUCUCUGAGCCGAGGUUAGAUUGAACUGAAUAUUAUCUCGCCUGUCUGUCCUCUUGCCGUUAAAAUAUUCCGUCGGAGAACAGGUGCGUGCCAAGUGAAUGUAACGCAGAGCCGUCAAUACGCAUGGGGCAAAAAUAAUGGAGACGGCUCGUAUUCGUCCUGCAGCUCAACCGGAGACGCACAGGUACCGACAGAGACAGCCUUUACCCUAUCACGCUGGUUUGUGGACUACUCUGUAUUGAGAUGGACCGGAACUUAGGUGUCGUACCGAGACGUUGCGCGGUCGAUGCACAAUUCAUUCAGUUAUUGCACUGAUUUUCACAUUUGGGGAUGCUGUGUGCGCUCAACACGUUGCCUGAACGCGAGGCUGGGACAGGUUACCGGUUCACUCCAUCCGUCAUGUAGGAUGACGCCUCUUGGUCAAACCUGCUCGGACUCCUCCCUGUUUCCACUCACAAUCUCCGGACUUCAGAUGCUUCAUCAGCAGACCGUGCACUCCUGAGCGCUCCCUGCUUCCCCCUCCCCACCCCCGUUUGGCCGGGCUGCUGACAUCCUGAGGAGGUGAUGCGACGGUUCGUCUACUGCAAGGUGGUUCUGACCACCUCUUUAGUUUGGGUGCUGGUGGACGUGUUCCUGCUGCUCUACUUCAGCGAGUGUAACAAAUGUGACGAUAGGAAGGACCGCUCAUUGCUCCCUGCCCUCCGAGCUGUUAUUUCCCGGAGCCAUGAGGGUCCAGGCGAAAUGGGAAAGGCAGUGAACGUCCCCAAAGAUGACCAGGAGAAAAUGAAGGAGCUCUUCAAGAUUAACCAGUUCAAUCUGAUGGCCAGCGACAUGAUUGCCCUGAACAGGAGUCUUCCAGAUGUGAGGCUGGAUGGCUGUAAGACCAAGGUGUACCCAGACGACCUACCAAACACCAGCAUUGUGAUCGUGUUUCACAAUGAGGCAUGGAGCACGCUGCUGCGGACCGUUCACAGCGUCAUUAACCGCUCACCCAGACACCUGCUGGUUGAAAUCAUACUAGUCGACGAUGCCAGCGAGCGAGACUUCCUGAAGAAGAAGCUGGAGAACUACGCACGCACCUUGGAGGUUCCAGUCAGGAUCUUGAGGAUGGAGCAGCGUUCAGGUCUAAUCAGAGCCAGAUUGAGGGGGGCGGCCGCCACCAAAGGUCGGGUCAUCACCUUCCUGGACGCCCACUGCGAGUGCACCGUCGGCUGGCUGGAGCCCCUGCUGGCCCGCAUCAAAGAGGACAGGACAGCGGUGGUGUGCCCUAUUAUUGACGUCAUCAGCGAUGAGACGUUUGAGUACAUGGCAGGAUCAGAUAUGACCUACGGUGGAUUCAACUGGAAGCUGAACUUCCGCUGGUACCCUGUUCCUCAGCGGGAGAUGGAUCGACGCAAGGGGGACAGAACGCUCCCCGUCAGGACCCCCACCAUGGCAGGAGGGUUAUUCUCAAUAGACAAGUCGUACUUUGAAGAAAUAGGAAGCUAUGAUCCAGGGAUGGAUAUCUGGGGCGGAGAGAACUUGGAAAUGUCUUUCAGAAUCUGGCAGUGUGGUGGCUCUCUGGAAAUCAUCACAUGUUCCCAUGUGGGCCAUGUUUUCCGGAAGGCCACCCCGUACAGCUUCCCCGGAGGAACUGGCCAAGUCAUCAACAAGAACAACAGGCGCUUGGCUGAAGUGUGGAUGGAUGACUUCAAAGAUUUCUUCUACAUCAUCUCACCAGGUGUGAUGCGUGUGGACUACGGUGACGUUUCUUCCCGUAAAGCUCUCCGCGAGGCCUUGAAGUGCAAACCCUUCUCCUGGUAUCUAGAGAAGAUCUACCCAGACUCCCAGAUCCCCAGAAGAUACUACUCACUUGGUGAAAUCAGAAAUGUUGAGACUAACCAGUGUGUGGACAAUAUGGGAAGAAAGGAGAACGAGAAAGUGGGCUUUUUCAACUGCCACGGCAUGGGAGGAAACCAGGUGUUCUCAUACACAGCUGAUAAAGAAAUUAGGACAGAUGACCUUUGCCUGGACGUCUCCCGUCUCAAUGGGCCGGUCGUCAUGCUCAAGUGUCACCACAUGAAGGGCAAUCAGAUGUUCGAGUACGAUGCCGAGCGACUCACCCUGCUGCACGUGAACAGCAACCAGUGUUUGGACAUGCCAUCUGAGGAGGACAAGAUGGUCCCUACUCUGAGAGACUGCAACGGCAGCCGCUCUCAGCAGUGGCUGCUCCGUAACAUGACCCUGAGCGUCUGAUCCGUCACCUCGCCUCUUCCCCUCGCAGCUCCGUCCUCAUCCUAAUCAGUCCUGUCUCUCCCCAGCUUCACCUGGUGGCUCUUACCACGCACUUCAUACACUUCUUCCUGAAAUAGUGUAUACAGAGAUCCAGGCAGCAGCGGCUUCUUUUCUGUUAAGGAGGCGACGGCACCUGCCUUUCAGUCAACAGGAUGAUCUGUAGCUCUGGGGACGCCUUCGUGUGGAGACAGUGGGAGCGAUGUGUGAGGUGUGUGCAUGGAGAACACUGAUAUCAAAGCACUCACACUGUGUCGGACAGCUGCUAGCUGUGAAUUCACUGUGCUGCUCAGACUGCUGCUUCACUGAUGGACAAACAAACACAAGAGCAUUUCAACCAAGAAAAUAUUUUAAAAAAAGGAUUUUCCAAGGCACAUCUACAGUGCACAGUGAUCUGUGCUGUAAAUGACCUUUCCUGUGCUCUGUACAUGCAGCCCUCUGGUGUUGAGGUUUAAUCUACAAACAAGACGUCUUUUAUAGCAAAGCACUGCAUAUCAUUUUUCCAUCAAAUUAAAUAAUCUAACAUGUAUGUAUGAUCAGGCUGAUAAAAAAAUAAAUACUAUAUCAAACAUGGCAUUGAUAAGGAUCCCAUAAAUGUGGUUAUCAAGGAAUUGCAACUAAAAUACAUGCUGAGCCAGACAAACUUAUCAGGAUGAAGCAGUUUUUCCAAAUGAACCCAAACAUGUCUUUGGCUUAGAGUCAUUAUCAGUGAUUUCAUUCACAUGCACAAAAUAUUCUUUUUUUUUUUUGUCCUUAUUCUGUAAAAGACAAUGUUGGUAAUAAGCUCGUUAGGAAAAAUGAAUAUUCCGCUGCCAUUCCUGUUCACGUGCAGCGAUGCAUAUUCUGAUUAAACCCAGGUUUUUCUACUGGUGGCAGAUGUUCCACUGUGUGAACACAGCGUCUUUUGUUUCUGCAAAACCCCACUUUGAAAAGGUCAUCGUUUUAAUAUUUGCUCAUAUCCAAAAACCUGAUGAUAUCCUCUUUCGUAAAGCUUAAAUGUAGGUGUGUUUCUCCCUCAGACUGGAAACUCAACUUUACUUUGGAGCAUCCAUAUCUACCAGAGAGGAUCUUUGUCUACACACCGAGACACAUUUUCUGUAUGUGUUGUAUCUGUGUGCAAAGAAUCUCCAUGAAAGCGGAAACAACAUCAGCAUAUUCCACAUCUUAGUUGAAAAAUAUUCCAUUUGGGUAAAGGCCUAAUUCAGAAUAUCCAAAUGGAAUAUGCUGUUUACACAACACCUGAUAAAUUCAGACAAUUGCCACAUUUGGAGUAAUAGUGGAAUAUUAAUGUGCAUGUAAAUGUAGAUUGAAUUCUUUAUUAAACUACAAAGGAGCCAAACUGAGAUGAUUGCAGAUUGAUCGCUUUAACCUCAUUAAAUGUUUUGGCUUCAAAACCAUGAGGCAGCUCUCUAGAUCGACAAAGUAUGUUUGUUUCUGUGUAUAUAAGUCCUUAACUGUCUGAAAGGAACCAAACAAGCAGCAGGUGAUCACGUCUGUGCUCUGAGAAGACAUGAUUUGCAUUGAAUGUAACGGUUUGUCCUACAUUAAAAUGACUGUACAUUGAAAAUAGCCUAAAUGCACUGUGUUACGAUGAAGACUAUCUGAGAGCUUCGUUACUACAAAUAUACAUUUGCUUCAUCAGAUUCCUUACCCAGUUCUUUUUAAUACUCUGAGAAAUGACGUCUUGGAGCCAAAUAGGUGCGUGUGCCUUUAGGAUGUUGUUUAUUGUUUGUAUUUGGUUUAUUGGUUUUAGAUUAGUUAAUUACUUUGUUGUUUAUAAGAAUGUUAAGUCUGUUUUCAUUAAAAAAAAAACUUGAUAUGUACUGUAAGUAAUCAUCAUAUCUCAUAAACAAGUCACCGCCAUGUUAAUGCUUGAUUAACAUUGAGUUAUCUAAUAGAUCCGUGAGUCAGUAUUCAGUAUAUCACUGUUCACUCAUCUUCUGUGCAGACGACAGGUACUUUCCACUACACUGUUGACCUCAAACAGGCGACUGAUGUUGUUGUACAUAAUGCUGUUGAAAAUGUUUCUAUCACUGGUGUUGUUAUAUAUACAGAACCAAUUAUUUUUCUAAGAUGCUGUAAAACUUGAACACUCCUCAGAGAAAAAGACGUUGAAUGGUAAACAGAUCACGAGGUAUUGUAGUGUUAUGUUUGGCAUCGUGGUAAUAAAAACCAGUGCUUACCUUGGGUUUUGAAA